Messenger RNA from Olea europaea var. sylvestris, 1181 nucleotides. RefSeq names its product transcription factor ABORTED MICROSPORES-like. Gene Ontology annotation, molecular function: protein dimerization activity; DNA-binding transcription factor activity; sequence-specific DNA binding. Gene Ontology annotation, cellular component: nucleus. The record is from RefSeq and is a predicted model, not a curated record. Gene Ontology annotation, biological process: regulation of DNA-templated transcription. Lineage: Eukaryota; Viridiplantae; Streptophyta; Magnoliopsida; Lamiales; Oleaceae. Bases 118 to 1080 code for a protein of 320 amino acids. The transcript is spliced from 4 exons.
AAUUUCCAACAGUUUAGUGGCACGGGAGAAACAGGAAACACGAGUAACAAUAUUUUCUUUGAAGGAACAUAUGUAUCAAACCCUUUCGCCCCGUCGAUUGAGAAUGGAUUCCAGGAGAUGGAAACAUUACAAAGUAACAUAUUUGGUAGCCAAGUGAAAGACGAUGACUCUUUUACACGAGAGAAUAACCGUUCAGAUGAUUCUGAUCCGAAUGAUGAUGAAGAAGAUGCAGCAAAGUAUGGUAGAAGAACAGGAAAGGGACCUCAAUGCAAAAACCUCAUGGCUGAGAGGAAGAGAAGAAAGAAGCUUAAUGAUAGGCUCUAUACUCUUCGAGCCUUAGUCCCUAAAAUUUCAAAGUUGGAUAGAGCUUCUAUACUCGGAGACGCAAUUGAUUAUGUAAAGGAGCUGCAGAAACAAGUGAAAGAACUCCAAAUUGAGCUUGAAGGACAUUCAGAUGAUGAGGACGCAAGGAAAACAUCAGGAACAAACAGUAAUGACAACAAUGUCCAACCAGGUGUUACGUACCAAGCUGGAAUGAAACGUGCUGCUAAAUACGAACAGGAGAAGUAUUUGAAAGUUUCUCACAGGGGACCAUCUGCCAAUGUUGGCAUUAACAUCUCGAAACAGGAACACGAUUCAGAAAAUACGAAUGAGAAGCUGCAGCUGCAAAUGGAGCCACAAGUGGAAGUCUUCCAACUAGAUGGGAAUGAGUUAUUUGUGAAGAUAUUCUGUGAGCACAAGUCAAAUGGAUUUGUGAACUUGUUGGAGGCUUUGAAUUCUUUGGGCUUGGAAAUAACUGAUGUGAACACAACUAGACAUACAUGUCUGGUUUCAAACAUCUUCAAAGUAGAGAAAAGGGAUAGUGAAACAAUUCAAGCCAAUCAUGUCAGAGAGUCGUUACUUGAGUUAACACGAAAUCCUUCCAGAAUCUGGGCUGAGAUAGAGAAAACAUUGGAGAAUGGCAACAUAGAUCAUGAUUAUCACCACCGCCAUCUUCACCACGACUACAGCGACCACUCCCUCCUGCAUAACCAUGACCCCCAAAUGAAUCCUCAUCCAGUGCAGCGCCUCCACCACUAAGUAAUAAUUUGGGGGCUGCUUCUUUUUCUCGUUUUCUACGUAUAAAGCAGGUAAAAGACCUGAAAAUUUGUUCCACAAUAAGAUGAGACUGCUUGAACUCA